This is a messenger RNA of Cladocopium goreaui, 216 nucleotides long. The record is from the annotation of a GenBank genome assembly. Lineage: Eukaryota; Dinophyceae; Suessiales; Symbiodiniaceae.
AUGGCCUGUGAUUGCAAGUGUGGGCAGGUGCUGCAGGCUGAGCUUGCCGAGCUCAAGCAGCGACGACAAGAGCUGCGCGAGGCCUUCAAAGCUAACAAAGCACACAUGAAGGCCGCGCAGAAGCGAAAGGCCAAGUUGGUCAAGGCAGCUCGUCAACUUUCGGUGUCGGACUUGCAGAACUUGCUCGGAUCGAUGACGGCCGAGCGCACUGAGUGA